This is a messenger RNA of Hippoglossus stenolepis (Pacific halibut), 1490 nucleotides long. RefSeq lists its product as uncharacterized. Bases 145 to 1308 code for a protein of 387 amino acids. The transcript is spliced from 4 exons. The record is from RefSeq and is a predicted model, not a curated record. NCBI's taxonomy places the organism in Eukaryota, Metazoa, Chordata, Actinopteri, Pleuronectiformes, Pleuronectidae.
CAACAGGAUUACCUCCGCGUCCACCGCAGCCAUAGAGACAACGUCCGUCCCGCUACGUACCGCGUCACCACUGCGUGCUUCUGUUGCCGAGCAACCGCAGACUCUACUGAACAGAGGACACAAAGCGAAGGCCCCUAAGCAAAGAUGCCCCGCUCUGCAGCCAAGUCCCAAGCCGGCAAGAGUAGACGGAUGUCAUCCGUCCCAGUGACCCCACUUCCAACGCAGGAGCUGGAAAUUAUUACUGGUCGCUUAACCCAAACCCAGUGGAAUAAGAUCUUGAUCCAGGAGGAAAAUGAUGAGAUAGUUGGGGAGAUUAUGGAUGAACUGUUGAGCAAAGUCAUGGACGGCUGUUUGAAGGUGUACGUUGAAAGACAGCUAGAACCUUUUUCCGCAUCUUGGGCCAAGAACUACCUCACACAGAUUUUAGAGCAACAAAUCAUGUGCCCGGAUGAGGGAGAAGGACCAGAGGAAGCAUCUAAAACUGAGGACUCAGAGCCAAUGCCAGCAACCUGCGAUGCCUGGGCUCAAGGAUGUGUGACUGUUGUCAUUGCUACUCCUCGAUUAUCUCAUCCUACUUCUGCACAACAGGAGGAUGAAGUUGUACAGGCCCCAGCACAAUCAGCACCAGGAGUCGACCAGCAAUGUGUUGUAAUGGCCCAAACAAACAGCUCUCCAAAGCAACCUGACAGGGAAACAAGUCCAAGGAGGCCUGUCAAUAACAAGCAAUGUAAAGUGCUUAUUCCUCGGCCCCCACCGAAAAUUGAUGUUAAGAAAAAGCAGCAGUUAAAUUUUCCACCUAAACCUGUUCCAGUCAAAUUGCCGCCCAUUCUGUCCUGUUCAGCAUUAAAAAACGAUGUGGAGGUAGAGGAUAAAAGAGGAGUAUAUUGUGUUUAUAACAACAUGUCUGGGCCAUCAUAUCAGUCUAAGGAAUACCAAUCCAUACCAAGACUUGAUUCCUCAUCCCUGCCUCGACACAGCAUCUUUCCUCAGUAUGAGAUUGUUGACAGUGACCAAACAAAACCCAAUCCCAAGAAACCAAGUCGAUUAUCCAAACUAGAGCCAAAAUACAAUAAGCAAAAAACUGAUUGGACAAUAACCACAGUGAUGCCACUGACCAGCUCCAAGGAUAAGCCUGCAAAGUUUCAGAGGAGAAAUGAGGCAGAUGUCUUUCUGAAGAAAUUGUCUCCCUUCAGACGGCGUCAGGAGGGGAUGGAGUUCUCUGGGUCUCUGAAGCUGGACACAAUGGUUUUGGCUAAGGGUGUUACCCUGAGGGAUCCCCAGGCGGUAGCAAGUAACCCUCUCACGUAGGGCUGUGCAACGUGGUCUCACGUGGCAUGUAAGAUAUCUUACGAAAAGUUAUGUACAAAUUUACAUAGAGAAUCCUAUGAAAUGCACAGCGCUACAAACAACAAGCUCGCCUGCGCAGACCUCUGCAUCAAUAUUCUCAAGCAAGAUGGCGGAGAUUGCUGUAUUCUUGGUGGAAAAUGCUA